CGUGGUACACAGUCAGGCGACAUUACUGCCCUUGAUUGGGUCGGACAAUCAUCCAAAUUCAAUAGUUGUCUUACGGCCGACAUCACCUCUUACAACACUCCUCCAUGCACCCUUCCAUCUUUGUCUGAAGAAAGAUUCAGACAACUAUCUCUUCGCUGCGAAAAAAUCGCGUGAUUAUGGAUUUGGCUUCGAAACUCUACGAACAGCUUGAUAACACAAGCGCUGCUCGUUUCGCGAGCUGCAGACUGCAUCUACCUUGCAUGGAAUUCCUUGUCACAGACGCCAGUCCGGGUUAUGGUCCAUCCCAGGAGUCUCGAUAUGAGGUCAAGGCAGACGGGCUUCACAACCUGCUGAUCACCACCAAAGAGCCGAUUGUUCUCGCGGACAGUGCUCACUCAGCAAACCUUCGUGCUUGUCCGUCCCUGGGAUCGAUCUCUCCUCGAACUACCAGGCUUUGUCGAUUUGCCCGAUGUUGGGGACGAUACGGAAAGCGAGGAGAAUUAUUGGACGUCACCUUCUUCUCCUUCAGACGAAUCACCUAGCCGUUUUCUUGUAAAACAGGAGGUGUUUAAUCUAGAAUCACGA
Messenger RNA from Suillus plorans, 585 nucleotides. RefSeq lists its product as uncharacterized. Bases 177 to 542 code for a protein of 121 amino acids. The transcript has a single exon. The record is from RefSeq and is a predicted model, not a curated record. NCBI's taxonomy places the organism in Eukaryota, Fungi, Basidiomycota, Agaricomycetes, Boletales, Suillaceae.